This is a messenger RNA of Ixodes scapularis (black-legged tick), 1554 nucleotides long. RefSeq lists its product as uncharacterized. Bases 174 to 710 code for a protein of 178 amino acids. The transcript is spliced from 2 exons. The record is from RefSeq and is a predicted model, not a curated record. Lineage: Eukaryota; Metazoa; Arthropoda; Arachnida; Ixodida; Ixodidae.
ACUGCACGUCCCCACCGCCGAGGGUGGACCCUCGGCGUGCCAAGGACCACUGCGCCCACCGACUCCGCUGAGAAUCGCCGCUAAGCCGCCACAAAAGGCCUUCCGAGCCGGGCACCGUUUGUGGAUACUUCGGGCCCUGGUCCGCGAAUCCGUCGGCCCGUUCUUUGGGCAACAUGCUGUCGUGGAUGAUCACCCGAAAGCGCGAGCUGGAGUGCCAGGACCAGGCGCUCCGGCGCGAGCAGGAGGCCAACGCCCUGGAGUACGAGAUGAAGCGGCGCGCCCUGCAGCGGGACCUGCAGGACCGGCGCCGCCUGGCCGCCACCCGGGGCACCGUCCUCUGCAUCGUGGGCUGCGGCCUGGCCCUGGCGGCGCUGGGUGUGGCGCUCACCUGCGUGGGGCUGCUGCUGCGGGGCGGCCCCUUCAAGGCCCCCUGCACCGUGGCGGGCCCCACCUGCGUCGUCAUGGGCUUCCUGGUGCUUCUGCUGUCCGUCGAGACCAUCAUCAAGUGCCGCCGGGCGCAGAGGUUCCAGCAGUCCGACUCCAAGGAGACGCUCCUGGAGAGGGCACUCCACAAGGCGCACAAGGCCACCAAGGACACGAACGUGGACGACGCCACGGCCGUCACGGCAGCCACGUCCAACUCCAUUGUGCUCAAUCCGCAGAGGCUCGCCGAGCCUCUCGAGAUGGAAGAGACGAAACUGGAUACCUAGUGACGGUGGUUUGGACGACGUCGCGUGUGGUGUUUUCGUUAAGCUCACGUGUUCGCUGUGUCGUUGUCAACGCGUUGUGCCUCAGGGACUUCUAGCUCCGCGAGUGUGUGUGCGUGUGUGUGCGUGUGUGGGUGCGUGGAGUCUACCAGCUGCAGAAAACGAAGCGUUUUCAUUCUUGUGAUGUGCCUUCGAUCUCCGUGUGCAUUUGGGCGUUCCGGAUUGGCUGCCUCUACACAUUGCGGGCCGCGCCUUGCGAGUCAAGUCCGUGUCGCCACCGUUUGUUGUCUUUGUCUCCGCCGUUCGAAGAGGGUUUUCAUGUUUCUACGACCUGACCUCGCCUCACAAAAUCGAUGACUAAAAGACUGCGGUGAAGAGGUCCGCGCUAAAAAAAAAACGUCUUGAAGGAAACCCUGUUUUGCUGUCUUGUGACACCGUCCAACGAAGCAUCUGCACUAAUGGACGCUUACACCCGCCAGUACAGGAUGUCCAAUUCUUGUGAGUGUAUAGGCCGAAAUCACGGGGCUUUUUGCUUGUGUACAGACACACUUUUGUUGUGUUGUUAAAAAGCACCACCAAAGUUUCUCGACAUCUGGAGGAGCUGGGCGUAGGGCUUCUGAGGACGCUACUGAGUGUGGGGAACCGCAAAUACCGUGUGGAAAUCGUCUCGUGAUUAUGUUCUUCUUCCCACCGCAGUUUUGAAAAGAACUGGCCAGAAUCCUCAGUUGGUUCUUACAAUUGACUCCGUAAGUGUGACGCCUUGGGUCCAAAAAAACCGUUGCUAGGGUCGUUGUUAUAUACAAAAACAUGUGGCUAGAUUUCGCUAUGAAAACCCGACCGUUCAAAA